Molecule: messenger RNA, 4249 nt
Organism: Ficedula albicollis (Collared flycatcher)
Lineage: Eukaryota; Metazoa; Chordata; Aves; Passeriformes; Muscicapidae
Gene: CRIM1
Product: cysteine rich transmembrane BMP regulator 1 (chordin-like)
Exons: 18
Coding region: 1-3066 (1021 amino acids)
Cellular component (GO): extracellular region
Molecular function (GO): serine-type endopeptidase inhibitor activity; protein binding
Source: RefSeq, a predicted model, not a curated record
AUGACGGGGUGGCUGUUCCUGCUGGCCCUGCUGCUGGGCGAGUCGGGGACGCGUGCUCUCGUCUGCCUGCCCUGCGACGAAUCCAAAUGCGAAGAGCCCAAGAGCUGCCCCGGCAGCAUCGUGCUGGGGAUCUGCGGCUGCUGCUUCAUGUGCGCUCGGCAGCGGAACGAGAGCUGCGGGGGAGUCUAUGGGCUGCACGGAGCUUGCGACCGGGGCUUGCGCUGUGUCAUCCGACCGCCGCUCAACGGGGACUCCAUCACCGAGUACGAAGUGGGCGUCUGCGAAGAUGAAAACUGGGAUGAUGAUCAGCUUCUUGGAUUUGAACCGUGCAACGAAAACCUCAUAACAGGUUGUAACAUAAUCAACGGGAAGUGCGAGUGUGACACCAUUCGGACCUGUAAUAAUCCGUUUGAGUUUCCGAGCCGGGAUACUUGUCUGUCGGCCUUAAAAAGGAUUGAAGAAGAGAAACCUGAUUGCUCCAAGGCUCGCUGUGAGGUCCAGUUUUCUCCUCGAUGUCCAGAAGAUUCCAUCUUGAUUGAAGGCUAUGCACCUCCUGGGGAAUGCUGUCCCCUCCCAAGCCGUUGUGUGUGUAACCCUGCAGGCUGCUUGAGGAAGGUUUGCCAACCUGGCUAUUUGAAUAUAUUGGUUUCUAAGGCAUCAGGAAAGCCAGGGGAAUGCUGUGAUCUCUAUGAAUGCAAGCCAGUGUUCAGUGUGGAUUGCAGCACGGUCGAGUGUCCUCCUGUUCAGCAAGUUGUUUGCCCCCUGGAUAGCUAUGAAACCCAAGUCAGGCUGACGGCCGAUGGCUGCUGCACCCUGCCCACAAGGUGCGAGUGUCUCACGGGUCUCUGCGGUUUCCCCAUGUGCGAGGCGGGCUCCGUGCCGCAGAUCGUCUCGCGGGGCGACGGGACGCCCGGCAAGUGCUGCGACGUCUUCGAGUGCGUCAACGAAGUGAAGCCAACCUGCAUAUUUAACAGCAUGGAAUACUAUGAUGGAGACAUGUUCCGGAUGGACGCGUGCCGCUUUUGCCGGUGCCAGGGGGGAGUCUCUAUCUGCUUCUCUGCCCAGUGUGGUGAGCUGCACUGCGACAGGUACUACGUGCCCGAAGGAGAGUGCUGCCCAGUCUGUGAAGACCCGCUCUAUCCAGUGAGUAACCCUGCUGGCUGCUAUGCCAACGGCCAGAUCCAGGCGCACGGGGACCGCUGGCGCGAGGACGACUGCACCUUCUGCCAGUGCAUCAACGGGGACCCGCACUGCGUGGCCACCGCCUGCGGGCAGAGCUGCCUCAACCCCGUCAAGGUCCCCGGGGAGUGCUGCCCUGUCUGUGAAGAACCAACGUAUAUCACAAUAGGUCCACCCACCUGUGAGGUUUUGGUGAACUGCACUUUGACUGAAAAAGACUGUAUCUAUAGCUUCAAGCUGGACCAAAAUGGUUGUCGCAUUUGUCAGUGCAAAACUAGGGAGGAGCUGUGCACCGGCCUCAUUUCGGGCUGUUCCUUGGAUUGUUCCUACGGCUUCCAGACUGACGCCCACAACUGUGAGAUCUGUCAGUGCCGGCCGCGGCCCAAGAAGUGCAAACCCAUUGUAUGUGACAAGUACUGUCCCUUUGGAUACUUGAAGAACAAGCAUGGCUGUGAAAUCUGUCGGUGUAAGAAGUGCCCCAACCUGCCUUGUGGUAAAAUCUGUCCAUUGGGCUUCCAGCAGAACAGUCAUGGCUGUGUUAUCUGCAAGUGCAGAGAGGCAACGGCUUCUCUUAUGCCUCCUGUUAAAUCAGGCUCCUGCCUGUCCAUGGACGGGCGCCGGCACGAGAACGAGGAGAGCUGGCACGAUGGCUGCAGGGAGUGUUACUGCCACAAUGGACGGGAGAUGUGUGCCUUGAUCACCUGCCCCGUUCCCAACUGCGGCAACCCCACCAUACAUCCAGGGCAGUGUUGUCCAUCGUGUCCAGAUGAAAUAAUAGUGCAAAAGCCAGAGCUCACCAGUCCAUCAAUCUGCCAUGCCCCUGGUGGGGAGUACUUUGUGGAAGGAGAGACAUGGAACAUUGAUUCUUGCACACAAUGCACAUGCCACAGUGGACGUGUCCUGUGUGAGACUGAAGUCUGUCCACCUCUUCUUUGUCAAAACCCCACCCGCACCCAGGACUCCUGCUGCCCACAGUGCCCAGAUGAGACUCUUCAGCCCUCUCCAUCAAGCAAUGAGAGCAUGCCCAGUUACUGCAAAAACGAUGAUGGAGAUAUUUUUCUGACAGCUGAGUCCUGGAAGCCCAAUGUCUGCACUAGCUGCAUUUGCAUGGAUGGUGUGAUUAGAUGCUACUCUGAGUCUUGCCCACCAGUAUCCUGUGAGAGACCUGUUUUGAGAAAGGGACAGUGCUGUCCUUACUGUAUUGAAGACACAGUUCCAAAGAAAGUGGUCUGCCACUUCAGUGGGGAAACCUAUGCAGAUGAGGAACGCUGGGACAUUGACAGCUGCACACACUGCUACUGCCUGCAGGGUCAGACUCUCUGCUCCACUGUCAGCUGCCCACCUCUGCCCUGUGCUGAACCCAUCAACGUGGAGGGAAGCUGCUGUCCCAUGUGCCCAGAGAUGUAUGUACCUGAACCCACUAACAUCCCCAUUGAGAAGACAAAUCACCGAGGAGAUGUUGAACUAGAAGUACCAAACUGGCCAACACCGAGUGAAAACGAUAUAAUCCACAUUCACAGAGACAUGAACCAUCUGCAGGGAGAAUACCGGAGUGGCAGUGGGCCACACCCCAGUGAAGAUGCAUCCGUCAGCUCUGUUGCCUUGGUGACAAUCCCAAUCACGAUAGCGCUCUUGCUGAUCAUCGUGCUCCUGCUCAUCAACCAGAAAAAGCAGUGGAUUCCAGUGUCCUGCUACAAAGCUCCAACAAAGCCUUCUUGCCUAAACAAUCAACUGGUAUAUGUGGACUGCAAGAAAGGUACCAUGGUCCAGGUGGACAGUUCUCAGAGGAUGCUAAGAAUUGCAGACCCAGAUUCAAGAUACAGUGGAUUUUACAGCAUGCAGAAACAGAACAACCUCCAGGCAGAUAAUUUCUAUCAAACAGUUUGAAGAAUUGCACCCUUACCAAGGAUCUAAGAAAAAGAGAGAGAGAGAGAGAGAAAGAGAGACAGUCUGCUAUUAAAAUAAAACUAGAAUUGUGCAGUUGCUUAGUGGAUUGUAUUGGAUUUGUGACUACAUGUACAGCUCUAAGACCUUUCUGGGAUGAGCUCUGACUCCUGCAAUGUGCCAGAAAAAGCAUUCCCACUUUUCCUUGAGAUAACUGACCAAGUGUUUUCUUAGAACCAAAGUUUUAAAACUUGUUAAGAUGUAUUUGCUUGUAACAUAGCUAUAAAGGUUUUUUGGGAGGGGGAAUCAGGGGCUAGGGGUAGGCAAUGAAGUAAAAGGAAGUUUCAGAGAAGAAAAGCUGGUCAUGCUUGGCUGGAGAUGAAAAUAUACUGCCGAGAAGCAGGAUAGUGAUUUUCCUUGUUGCUCUGAAAUUGCAUCUGUUGCAGCAAAAGCCUAACCCCAGGUGAAAAAAAAAUAUGAAAAGGUCUGAUUAUUUUUUUCCAGCUGUUGCUACAGUAAUAUACUCCUAGAACAGAAUUUGUCACAUCACAGGUGUGGUGUAGCUGCAAAUAUUUUUCUAUAUGAUGAGAAGCUGCAGUAGUUAAUGAAAUAGCAAGGAAAAGAUUAUAGCAGAAAAUAAAGGGUGGGUUUAUUAAGGAUGUAUAAAAUUAUACCUUGUGCUGCUUUUUGUUUUUAUUUUUGUUUUUAUUUUUGUUUUCUUCAAAGCUGAUUGGCUAGAUUAGCCAGACUUCAGCAGAGUUAGCAAAUGACUGAGGCCUAAGUAAUUCCUGAUAUGAGCACUGGAUCUUUUGACAGCAGUAUUGAAGGGAGGAAGGAAGGAAGGAAAGAAGGAAGGAAAGAUGGAAGGAAAAGUCAAGAACACCAUGCAGUUCCAGGGGCUUUUGUUUGUUUUGUCUGUUGUGGUUUUGUUUUGUUAUUUUAUAUCAAUCUCUGGUUGUUCAUACAGGAGAAGGAAAAAUAUUUUUGUUGGACAAAGCUCUUGCGUACAAGAGAGUAAAAAAGAGACUGUUUUAAGGUUGUUUUUUUCCUGUUGAUGUUCUUAUUUACUGGUAUGCAGAUUUAGAAACUACUUCCAUGCUAGGAAGCUGCUUAAUUUUAAUUGUAUAUUACUCAAGCACCUUUUUUGAAGCUCAGAAAAAAAAGGAGAUCAUGCUUCUUUAAACUU